Molecule: messenger RNA, 210 nt
Organism: Metarhizium brunneum ARSEF 3297
Lineage: Eukaryota; Fungi; Ascomycota; Sordariomycetes; Hypocreales; Clavicipitaceae
Product: Glucose-repressible protein
Source: RefSeq, a predicted model, not a curated record
AUGGAUUCCCUCAAGCAAGGUGCCAACUACGUCUCCGAGACUGUCAAGCAGGCCACCAGCGGAGCCUCCAAGGAGACCAACAAGCAAGUUGCCAAGGACAGCGAUGCCCCCAUCGGCACUCGUGCUUCUGCUGCCAAGGACGCCCUUGGUGACAAGGUCGACGAGCACAAGCACGAUGCUAAAGCUGAGGCUCACAAGCAGCAGAUCUAG